This is a messenger RNA of Amblyraja radiata (thorny skate), 4137 nucleotides long. RefSeq lists its product as uncharacterized. The record is from RefSeq and is a predicted model, not a curated record. The transcript is spliced from 10 exons. The coding region runs from base 40 to 1434 and encodes 464 amino acids. Lineage: Eukaryota; Metazoa; Chordata; Chondrichthyes; Rajiformes; Rajidae.
AUACAGACAUAGCCAGAUGGGCUUCUCAGCAUUGAGUCCAUGCAAACUGCUUUUGCUGACAAAAUGGCACACAAAGAUUUAGGUCGGAGUGACGUGGUCAAGCAUUUCUCAGUUCUCUCUAAACCAGAUGGCCCAGACAGUGAAAUUGAAAGCAGCUCAGCAGAAAGUCGAGUUUCUAGCAAGUGGAAUGUUGGAUCAAAAAAUGAAAAAACCGCCGUACAUCAGGGAAGCGCUGUUGAUUCAAGUCCUUGGGAUAGUGAAGAGGAGGGCCUUUCUAAACAUAAGGAGAUUGAAGAUAAGAGAACGUUGAGCUUCAAAAAGUUAUCAGGCCAUUCAAGAUCAAAGCUACAGGCAUCAACCAAACAUUCACACACUAUGUAUGAAGAUUUUAAAGAGACUUUGAAAGAUACAGAUUUUGUAGGCAGACAUUUCCAAUCUCCUGGGAAAUCUCAUAUAAAAAAAUAUGAUCAAAAUUUGGACAUUCCCCAUAAAUCUUCAGGUUCCAAAAACAGACCCGCAGAACGAGAUCCAAUGAUUCAGUCAAGCUAUCCUGGAUGGAGUGAUUCAUCAAGCGAGACACAACCAAUCUUCUCUCUUUAUGAACGAGACAACCAGAAGAAGAAAGACCAAGCCGUAAUAGAAGAACAGAACAAGAAUAAAGGAAACAUUAAAGAAACCUUAAAGAAGAACAUGAACCACCUCAGGAACCAGCACAAAUCAAGCCAAACAUCCACCAACAAGCCCUCCAUGGAGGACUCUCGGACCAACCACCAGCUUGUUCGAGUUUUAUCCAAAGAGAAAACUGAGGCUGAGAAGACUUGUGCUGAGGCUGGAGUGUCUUCAACAGAGCUUGUACAGGCAAAUGUUGGCUUGACUGAGGAAUCCACUGAACCUGAAAAUGUAGGGGUAGCUUCAGAGGAAAAUAUAGUGGUUGGAAUCGUGAAAGAUGCUCCUAGUUAUAAAGAAAAUAAUUUAAUCUACCAUUUUGAUUUUGGACAUCAGAACUUCUAUGAGACGAAGAAGGAAUAUAAUGAAGCUUGCAUUAGUAACCUCGCAGACUGGUCUAAUGAUGUCAUUCGGCAUUGUUGGCGAGAGCUGUUUGCGGUGGUAAGGAUCCUGAUGAAUGUGGUCACUUUGUUUUUGAUUGAAUUGGUGAAUUUCUUAAGCCGAGCGUUCAUCGAAAUCCUAGUGGCUGGACUCUUGACAGCAAUUGGAGACCAUGUGCUGAAGCCACUGCUGGCGACUUUGUUCAACAGCCUGCUGCAACCCAUCAUGAUAUUCCAAUUGAAUAUUUUCACUGGCAUAAGAAACCUCUUGAACCCUUUAAUUGACAUCAUCAGAAGACUGAUUAUGCAAAUAGCUGCUUUGUUGCAUGCCUUCCGGCUAGUGGAAGUGACUUUUAAUCGUGCUCCGUUCACCCAUCAGGAAGUGUAACUAAUCAAGUUGCUAUUCUAGGAUGAGUACGAAAAUUCUUAUAAAUGCGGGUGAAAUUUGGUUGUAAGCGAGAAUUGCUAAGCUGGAUUUUUCAGUGACCAGCAAUUAUUUCUACCGAACUGAUCAGUUAGUUUAAAGCCGUUUUUUAUUCAAAGCCAGUGAUACCUGUAAUAUAUUCUAGUAAAUUGGAUCUUCACAUUUUAAUUGAAUACCCCUUCUCCCACGUCUAUUGUUAUCAGGAGCUUGAAUAGUGUUUGUGCUCAAUUCUCUUGUUUGGACAUUGCUUAUUGCGUGUACCCCUGACCUCUUUUACAGGAAUUUUAGUCAUACACUAUCUUCCAUGUGGUUUAUUAUGUUUGCUCUCAUAUUUUGUCAUCCAAGACUUACUAUGUCGAUGCAUUUAUGUUGCAUCUGUGAUCAUUUGCUCCUCUAAACAAGGAUUGGUCGGUAUUCUGCCUUACAUGGUUCCCAUUUCUCAGGAUAUGGUAGCCACUUGUACUAAUCUGUGAAAUCAAGAUAGGCAACUUUGUGGUGGAAUCUAAGAUAAAUCCAACAUGACAUUUAUUGAACCAUUAAGAAUGAGAGAUCAGUGUUGAGUUAUCUACUCUCUGCGAGAAUGCUGGCAGUUUAUCUCAUCAAACAGUUUAUGGGUUCUCAUUUUUGAUUGCCAUCCAGUAGGGAAGUGUGUGUGUGUUUGUGUGUCUACACUUUUCCUGAAGUUCCUUUUCUCUAUCCAUUAACAUCUUUGAAUCUAUGCAGUCCUCCAUUUCUGGACUCUUGAAUGAUUUUAAUAUUCUACAUUUGGUAGCAAUGCCUUCAUCUUUCUAGGCCCUAGAGUUCUCUGAACCUUUCCAUUUAUCUACAGUUGUUUCUCCUUUUUGUUAUUUCUCAUAGGCUACAUUUUAGGCCAAUCUAUUGGUCAUCUGUCCUAUAAUCUAAGUGGCUCGAGGUCUAAUGUUGUUAGAUAAUGCUUCUAUGCAGUGGCUUGAAUAUUUUCCAAUCUUAACAGUACAAUGUAAAUUCUAAUAGUUUUCCUGUUCUUUAAUCAUCCAAGUAUUUCUAUGCAAGUAACAUUUGGCCAGCUCUUGCUUUCUAACUUUUCUUGUAGCACUACCACCAGUACCAAAAUACUUUGUUCAUUUGUUGUGCUUAGUUGAUUUUGGGUUCAUACUGUGCCUGAGACUGUAAUGUUUGCUUAGAUAUAAGGGCCUGGCUUAGCUGGUUACACCUUAAAAAUUUAAGAUACUUCUGAGGAAUGUCAUAAAUGCAAGUAAUUUUUAUUUUGCAUUAGGAAUUUAACAAUUGCAGAUAUGACUUGCGCGAGGGCUACAGAAAGAUCUUUUCCAACUGUGAUCCAAUCUGAAAUGUGUACUGCUCCAGAGACUUUAUAAUGGUAAUCUUCCUUCCAAUAUUCUAGUAUCAUAGUCGGAUGAAAAUUAAGACUUUGGAUCAGUGCUUUUUUUGCGACAGUACAACGUACCAACACUUCUAAUAAGUUAAAAUUAGGUUGCCGUACAGCAACCAAUAGUGUCACAUGAACUGUUAUAUGGGUGCUUCUAUCUUUUUGUCCACAAAAAACCUCUGCUUUGGACCAAUGAUUCCCAAAACCAUCCACCAUUAUGAUUUUUCUAAUUUUAUGUUUAGGUCUAUUGUAAACUAAUUUAUGCUGAUCAAUAGUUAUAAUCAGUCAAUACUUUCUUAUCACUGCUUUGUGACUGUCAGAAUGGUAAACAGUGAAAUAAAUGAAAUUUGGUUCUGUUUUGUUACAAGCAUGGAUAUGUUCCUCAGAAACUAAUCCUGCUCCACAUUUCAGAGCACAGAAUAUAUGCUGUGAAGAACAUAAUGUGAAGGUGUUGCUACUGUCUUAAGGAAUAGUUAUCUUUUAAAUGAUGAUUAUAUCACAGCAACAUUUUAGUCUUGCUUCCUUGGUCACUAGAUUGUAAUAUGAUGUAAGUCUCUAAGUUAUUUAAAAUUUGUAAAAUUUGUAAAAUUUUAAAGGAUUUAUUUAACAAUUACUGCAAAGAGAGUUGAACUCCCGUUCAGUUUAAUAGCAGGGCAGAGGUUUCCUAUUCACGAAUUGGGAGCAGAAUAACAAGUUGUGGGGGACUAGAUUCCCAUUUAUUGGAACAAUAGAGUCUAAGGCUCCCUUUCAAAUAGUUAGCAGUCCCAGUUGCAGAGUUAUUCAAAUGAUUGGCCUAUCCUUCGGGGAACAAUAGAACACUGGACGUUAAUUUAUGGUGUGAGUAGUUCCAGUAGUAGAGGAUUGGUGGAUACAGCAUUAGGGACUGAAUUCCCAAAAGUGAGAUUGGAAGAGUAUUAAACUCCCUUUCAAGGACCACCGGGCAAGCACUUGGGCAACAAACUAUUCUCAAUGAAUGGAAUUCCCAUAUACAGUGCUUUACUAAAGCUGCCAGGUGAAAUAUCUCGAGAAACACUACAAAUGAAUGUGGGGUGAUAAAUGAAUAGUUCUGAGGAUAAUCCCAUCAAAUUAUUCUUCUCGUUGUGGAACGUUCUCGCAACAGAGCAGGAAAUAACAGAUUAAAGUAAUAUCCUUUACCAGCUAGAAGAGAUUAUAAAACUAAAUUCAGGUUAGAACUUAAAGGACUGUAUUCACAUUUACCCUGAUCAAACACAAAUGUAGUUGAACCCAUUGCUUAAGCAUAGCGUGUUGUGCUUCUGUUAAAAAUAAAAGAUGAAUGACAA